Zootoca vivipara (common lizard) is the source of this 4307-nucleotide messenger RNA. RefSeq names its product C-type lectin domain family 4 member A (gene CLEC4A). The record is from RefSeq and is a predicted model, not a curated record. NCBI's taxonomy places the organism in Eukaryota, Metazoa, Chordata, Lepidosauria, Squamata, Lacertidae.
UUUAGGGGACUGAGCUUGUAGGACUUCCCGUUUCCAUCUUGUAACUUCCUAUUUCACUUCAGCUGUUGUGGAGCUUUCCAAAUGAAGAAGUACUGAAAGAACAAAGACCUCCUAAUAUGACACCUCCUGGGAGGGAGAGUUAGAAAAUCAUUGCUUUAGUCGUGCUUUCAUUUGUAACCUGUUCCCCAAACCAAAUGCAAAUCCCAUUCCACCAGUUGCACCGUAAGCUUUGAAAAGGACUCUUCAGAAUACAGAUGACAUCAGAGGUCACCUAUGCUGAAGUGAGGUUCAAGAACGGGCCUUCAUCUGCUGAACCCAAAGCAUCUUCAGGAAGCGAAACACCACUUAGUAGAUUCCAGAAAUGCAAGCCCUGGUUUCCGUGGGUGGUGUCAGGGUUUUUGAUGUUGCUCUCCAUCAUACUUCUUGUUGUCAUCAUUGUUAUUCUCAAAGGAAGUCCAAAGAAGGGAUUCCUCAAAAGCCAGUUUCAGAAAUCAACACAAUGGAAUUGCCUCCUGGAGAGUCCUGAAGGAAAAGAACCACGGCUGUCGUGUUGCAUGGGGGACCUAGAGCAAUUUGGAUCCAGCUGCUACUAUUUCUCCAAAGACAGAAGUACCUGGAACAAGAGCAGGGCCGAAUGCAGGAAGAAAGGCUUGGACUUGGUGAUUAUAAAUUCAGAAGCUGAGCAGGUUUUCCUUACAAACCAUACCCAGAACAGUCAAGUGGAAAAAUUUUGUAUCGGUCUCACAAAUCAGAUGGGAACGAAUCAAUGGCGUUGGGUGGAUCAGACCCCUCUUGACCCCAUGCUAAUGUUCUGGAGAAGCAAGGAACCUAGUAAUGAUGAUGAAAACUGUGUUGUCAUGCAUAUAGGAAAAGGCAGCAAGAUGAAGAAUAACUGGAAUGAUGUCCAGUGUUUAGUGGACGAGCAUCAUUAUGUUUGUGAAACAAAUACAGAAUUUUUUUCAAUUUAAAAGGUGUUCUAGAGCCAAAAGAACACUCCAAACUAUUAAUCAUGGGCCCCCUGACUGGACAGGCUGAAUCCAUUCUGAGCAUGGGCUCCACAUGAGAAAGGUGUGCAUUCUCAUUCCACAACUGUGCUCCAAAAGAAAUGUAAUGUGUAGAAAUUUUCAAAUGACAGGGAGAAUCCAAAAUUCAGUAGAAAGUGGUUAAUAUGUAGCCGCAGCAUGUAGGCUCCAGCCCUGACCACGCCUUCGCAGAAGUAAGUUCCAUUGAAUUCAAUGAGAUUUACCCCUAGGUAAAUUGGAUUUGGAUUACAGAGUAGGAGUCAUUCCUGUAGCAGAAUUCAUUCUCAAUGCGUGAGGUUCUCAAAGUGUUCUCUCUGGCACCAUGCCAGAUAUCAAGGUGUAUUAUGUGUUGAGAUAUUUCAGCAGGAGCAGCAAGGUUUUCAGCAAGGUUUAAAAGUCCACUUUUGUAUAUAGUGUUGCACACCAUCCCCAAUCUUUGAGCGGUGCAAGUUUCUGGGUUUGUGCUUCCUUUGGAAAUGAGGCACAGCAGAGACUGCGGUGUCUUUAGGAUCUAUGGUUUAUUUACACAUAUAUACAACCUGAGCCUCCAAUGGAGGGGCUCCCAGCUUUGCACUCCAAGAGGGCCCUGCUUCUCUCAUAGAUGCAGUCCUGGCUUCAAACAGACAUGACCACCCUGCCUGUUGCCCUGAAACUUAUCUUGCUCCCCCACCCUCACAACUCCUGACUCCUAGGCAGCCGCCUAGCUUGUUUCCCCGUGGCAUCGCUGCUAACCGACUGAAAAACCUUUCCCCCCUUCAAUCCUGAAACACUACCCCUUCUGCCCUUUUCUCUGCUAACUAAGAAACUAACACAGAGCUCAGGGCCUGUAUUUUGGCACUGCUAAGCUCAAUACCCGGCAGCCCAUCUUAAUGCUCCAAGCAUUGAUUAAACUCCAACACCUACUAGGCCCAGGAAUUCAGGGGAGUCAAGGUGCCCACAAACUCAUAAUAUUAAAGAUAUUGAGCCUAUGAUGGAGGGGCUCACAGCAUUAGCACCCCAAGAGGGUCUUGCUUCUCCCAGAGCUGCAGCCUUGGAUUCCAGCAUAAAUCAGGCCUGGCUCUACCCAGCCUGCCAACUUCUGCCAGCUAGCUCGCCUAACUCCACUCUCAACUCUGACCUUCGUCUUCUAACUACUGGUGAAUGAAUGAAUGAAACUUUAUUUGCGUUAGCCAUUGGCCAUAGCAAUAAAAAAGCAUUACGAUGUACACAAAACACAAUAAAAGUCGAUUAAAAUGAAACACAGCUUAGGGUCCUGAAUCAUCAGUCAAACAGUGGAUCUUAUUCUGAUUGCCCCAGCUGAAAACCUUGCAACCUUUGCUGUCAUCUGCUCCUCUUGAUCUGCCAAGAGAGAAGACACUGUGGCAGUGGUUGGACGACCCGGAAUGGACAAUAAAAGAGGGGUGAGUUGAGGGAGUUGACUGGCCAUCUGCUAUCGAACACAAAGGUCAUGACCUCAGCAGGAAGCUAGCUUGGCCAUGCCACAUUGUUCCCUGAUACAGUAGAAGUACUGUACCAGAGAAGCGGACACGGAGCAAUGGAUUCAAACUUCAAGAAAGAAGAUUCCACCUAAACAUUAGGAAGAACUUCCUGACAGUAAGAGCUGUUUGGCAGUGGAAUUUGCUACCAAAGAGUGUGGUGGAGUCUCCUUCUUUGGAGGUCUUUAAGCAGAGGUUUGACAGGCAUAUGUCAAGAAUGCUUUGAUGGUGUUUCCUGCUUGGCAGGGGGUUGGACUGGAUGGCCCUUGUGGUCUCUUCCAACUCUAUGAUUCUAGUAUGUUUGCUAGCUGCCAGAUUAUGAGUUUAUGUAGACACAAUGCAGAAAACACAGUAUAAAAAACACCCAUAAAAGGAGAUGGAGACAGCCAGGUGACUACAUAAUCAUUUCCACUUUUAUUAUGUAUCGUAGCUAUACUAUAGGACCCAUAACAGGAAAGAGGCACUAAUCAUAAAAAAGCAUUAGGCAAAUCACCAAACCCAAAUCAGCAGCAAGCAAUUUUAAGCGGAAUUCAUCUUGCAGUUGAUUCAAUUUAAUUGUGUCUUUCAGAUUCAUUCAUUCAGAUCCAAGCACUUCUGGGGGUUCCGGUUUCCGCCUGCAGGAAUGGCGGACCUGUUUUCCAUCCCUCUGACCUUCGUAAGGAAUUUGGCGGUUGCUAGGGGAGUAAAUGGCAACCCCCUACCCUCUCCGGGGGUUAUGGAGAGGGGCCGCUGGCCCGCGAUGCCCCCAGACCCACUCCGACUGUUUAUGGAGUGGGGGGAGCUUGGGCUGAAGCACUUACGAGGGCCAGGACUCCCGGACGCUAAUCUGCAUGGCGGGGAUUUCCAUGAUUAAAGAAGAUAAUUAGGCUUAAAUCUAUGGACAUACUUCAGAAGGAGGGGCAGAAGCGCUGUUUACUGCCGAGAAAUCUAUGCUGCUGAGGGUGAGGAGUUAAAGGCUGUAUUUCAUCUGGAAGAAGGAUUGAUGGGGACGGAGCGAUAAGGGAAGCGAGUCUUUCUUUUUUAUUUUUUUCAUAUGAGUUACUUCGUACCUUCCCAGACGUGAUGUCCUGGCUUGUUUGGAGUGAAAGAGAAGCAAAAGACUGUGUGAGUUGAACUUUAUAAACUGUUGUUAUUGAGUAUAUUUUUUGAAGAUGAGGAGUUGCUGACGAGAAAAGCCCCCCUCUAGUUGGAUGGGAGGAGUGCCUGGACGCGUUCGGAGGAUUUAUGAGUUGUGACGCACUUUGAAUUGGAGCAGCGACCUGAAGCUAAGUUCAGCUAUAGGGCAAGGAGAUCCAUUAAUUUACCAAGAGUCUAUGCAUGGUGUGAGGUCUGGUUCUUCUGCCUGGAAAAGCUGUAAAUUUUAUAAAGAUCGUUAAUCUAUGAGAGAAAACGAAAGUGAUUUGAGUUUUUUUAAGAUGGCGCUGCUUCGUGUUGAGAGUCGACGCAAUAGGGACGCUCCAGACCAAGAAGAUUUAUGGGGAGGCUGGACUGAUUAACUCACACAGGAGAAAAAACAUUUGUGAAACUUUGUUUGACAUUUAUCUCAGCAGCUGGGAAAUAAUCGGUUGAAAGAGGGAAAGAUCUGGAUUAUUAUGAAUUCGGAGAGACGAUUUGAACUUUAGAAAAAAGACGGCAGUGGACGGUUGCGAGGAAUCCCCAAUUUCUUGAAGCAUGGGAACCCAAAAAAAAUUUCUAGAUGAUUUGGCAUAACAUUCGGUUUGAUUGAUAUAUAUGUGUAUAAUUUGAAAUAAUGAAUGUGAUAUAAUUGGUUUUAAUUGGAAAAUUAAUAAAAAUAUAUUUUAAAAAAAAA